Messenger RNA from Brassica napus (rape), 1048 nucleotides. RefSeq lists its product as uncharacterized. NCBI's taxonomy places the organism in Eukaryota, Viridiplantae, Streptophyta, Magnoliopsida, Brassicales, Brassicaceae. The record is from RefSeq and is a predicted model, not a curated record. Bases 545 to 814 code for a protein of 89 amino acids. The transcript has a single exon.
GAAGUUGACAAAAAAUAUGAAAUUAAGAAACAUAAAAGUUUUCUAUACAGGUUUACUGACCAAAAUGCUAAAGUUACCCAAAAAGGAGAAUCUAGAAGGUUAGUUCAACCAUAGUUGACCAGUGCGAGAAAGGAUUAGAUCAUAUAAUAUUUUCAUAAAGCUCCUUUUUAAAAAUCAAAUAAGAAUAUAUCUUCUCCUCCUCUCAUUGUUUCUUGCUGAAGAUGAACUCUUUUCUUUCUCUUCCACAUCAAAACCAUGUUGUGAAAAGACCAUAAUGCCACACUUACAAACUCCCUCUUGGCACUCCUGCAAUGGUACUUUAGUAAAUCAACAUGUACUUACUAAAACUAGUUUCUAUUAUGUCUUCCACGUUGUCCUGUCUUGUUUCAGCAUUCAACGAUGGUGGUUAAGACUAUACACACACUGAACCAAGCGCACACACAAACGCACGUAUAUAUGUUUUGUGUGUGUUUGUCUUUGCACUUAAAAUUGAUUAGAUACGUAAUUAAAAGUUAACCAAAGCAUCGUGUGACGUCGGAUACUCAUGGCGUCGAUAGUGAUGUUCUUUAGAGCCCUCAUGAGUUGCCGUCUUACGCCCAAAGAGGAGCCAGAGUCGGCGGUGACUUCUUUGUCAACGUUGAAACUUUACAGAAAUGUCGCCGGAGACGAGAACACGACGAGAACGAGUAUUUCGGUCGUUGACGCAUCGCAUGGCAUCGAUAAUCACGAGUUUACUAUCGAAACUACGGGUGGGAUCAACGAUAUGGAUGAAAGGUUUUAUUGGAUCAUCGUCAAGAAUCACUUGUUCUUGUAAGUUUGUAAAGAUAUUUAUAAACAACGUGAGUCCUUGCAUAAUUUUAUGUUUUAUCGUGUUACGUAUCAUUGAAUCGACCAUGCAUAUUUCUCAUGAGGUAUAUGAGCCUUUUGGACUACCAAAUUGUAUCUGUGCGCUUUUAGAUAUUGAGGAAUAAUUUAUAUGGAAAUAACUCAUGCGUUGUAACAAUUUGAACCAAGUUGGGUUCUACCAAGAUCACUUUGAUGAAGGUUG